Molecule: messenger RNA, 1341 nt
Organism: Bradysia coprophila
Lineage: Eukaryota; Metazoa; Arthropoda; Insecta; Diptera; Sciaridae
Source: RefSeq, a predicted model, not a curated record
AUUUGUAUCAUCGAAACUGAACUUGAUAAAUUGAACCGCUCAACGUGAAUAACUUCAGUUUGUUUUGGGUUGUCGGUGUUGUUUACAAGAAGUGUUAAAGCAAAGAACUUUAAAUAACUGAGGAAAAUCUACGAGUAGUGCCGGAAAGACAUUUACAACAAAAUGAGUGCAUCAUUUCGAAGUAUUGUGCAACAGGUGACGCAAGAGAAGCUCGAAGAACUCAAGGUUCAAAAGAACCUUAUGACCAGCCAUUUCCACCCAGUUCUGGAACAAAUUAGCGCAGAUCCUGCACGUCCCGAAAACGCUUUGCAGAUUCUGUUCGAGGCCAUCAAGGAAAUACCAGUCAAAUAUAUCAUCGAUUCGACGUUGGUCGAAAACUUGAAGUAUGUUCUCCAAAAUUCAAAAGAGGAUCCAUCAAUCACCUCCGAAUUGGUGACGGCAUGGAUCGAAAAAAUGGAACAAGAAAUUCGAUUUGCAUUAAGGAAAUGCGAAUAUUCUUACCUCUAUGGAUCAUUGCUGAGUGAAUGGCUCGAACUGGAAGAGAAGAAGCGGGCUAAGCUCGCACUUGCUGGCGAUCAAGAAGGUUCCGACGCAUCCACUGGUGUCGCAGACCGAGUUAACUCAAAUAAAAAGGAGGCAACUGACAAGAUAAAAGCUCUUAUGUUUAAGGAAGUGUCUUUGGACGACUUUGAUCCGGAUAAAUUUCGAAAGUUCCUGUCUGAUGAAUUGUUCAACUUUAAAGACAACGUCGACGGUCAAAGUGUCAUGAAAGCAAUUCGCAAGGAAACGCAAGAUUACUUCGAAAUCGAGAAUCACAUCAUAUCUUCUUACGACGUGCAAUGCUGUAUUAAGGGAUUGCGAUCCGAGGAACUGCUUUCUUUGGAGAAAAAGGCAGCAUUGAAAGAAUUAAACGACAAUCCAGAUGCUUUGGAAGAAGUCGCUUCAUUAUUAACGAAUCGUUUGAGAAACCUGAACAGAUGGGAAUGGCCUUCCUCUUGCAAAAUUAUUAAAAUACGACGAGGUCUGGCUGGAGAGUACAAACCUUUUCUAGAUGAAGACAUAAUUACCGCACUUUUCUUGCAAUACGUCGGAGUACGAUGGGCAUCUUAUUUCAAAAGACAGUUUCUGUCGCUAUACCAUUCAAAGGCUUGGACGAGGACGCACUGUUUUGAUUCGUCUAUUGAGUCACAACGAAAUAAAUUUCACGAAGGGACAUUUUUAUCUUGUCUUCCCGACUCUCUGACAUCACAAGUGAACAAAUUUCAAGAUGAAUAUGCAAAAAUUGAGGCCAGCGACGUUUGUGAAAAUGAAGCACCAGCACGUAGUCAUGCCAAUAUAUGA